Spodoptera frugiperda (fall armyworm) is the source of this 1206-nucleotide messenger RNA. RefSeq lists its product as uncharacterized. Lineage: Eukaryota; Metazoa; Arthropoda; Insecta; Lepidoptera; Noctuidae. Gene Ontology annotation, cellular component: transcription regulator complex; nucleus. The transcript has 2 exons. The coding region runs from base 115 to 798 and encodes 227 amino acids. Gene Ontology annotation, biological process: regulation of transcription by RNA polymerase II. The record is from RefSeq and is a predicted model, not a curated record.
AAGGGAGGGCUCCGUGGCUCCGUCCGACAUGCAGAGCCACUCGGCGCGUGGAGCGCAGGCACGUUGCGUCUUGUGUCGCGAACUUCGCCGCGUUCUAUCGCAUAGUAUAAAACAAUGGAAAAAUUCAUACAAGCUGUAAGAGCACAUCCCUGUCUAUGGAACCCACAGCACCCGCACAAUGCCGAUGUUCACGCUAGAGGGCAAGCCUGGCAAAACGUUAUUGAAGAAAUUAACGACAGUUCUAUACCAAAUAUUAAAACUGCACGAACCGAAUGGAGAAAACUUCGUGACAAUCAUCGAGAGGCUUUGAAGAGAGCUAAAUUAGGACAAAACAAAUUAUUACCAGCUCAAGUAACCACUUGGAAAUAUGCAAAAGCUAUGCAAUUCCUUGAACCCCAUAUGAAAUAUCGCAUUUCUGAAAAUAUAGAAAUUGAUCCACCUAUAAUAAUAGGAAAAAGUUCUGAACACGAUGUUUCUACGACAAAUACAAAAUCGGAUGUUAUUCCACUCAAACGCCGCUGUCCUGACCCUGAAGAGCCAGCUGCCUUGGGAGUAAAGCCACAAGAAAAGGAGAAAGACGCACUCGAAUCUUUCUUCAAUUGUAUUUUACAAAGUACUAGAGAAAUGCCAAACUGGAUGCAAACACAAGUGAAGAAAAAAAUUUUUGCAGUCAUUAUAGAUGCAGAAGAACAACUAUCAUCUCAAAUGCACACUUGGCAGAACCAAAAAAAGGAUGAAUACGAAAAUCAUGUCAUCAUCGAAAGCAACAUAAAGACUGAAAUCUUUGAGGACACCUAGACAUUUACUGAUAUUACUUUUGCAAUGUGUUUUAAUUAACCAUUUAAGAAAGUGGUAGAUUCCAUAAACAAUCUGGUAAAGUUGACUAUUAAUACCUAAUAAAGUAUUUGGUAAGAUAAUGUGUAAAUGAUAAUGAUGUGUUUAAUUGUUGGGUUAAAACCCAGAGAGCGCCCUAGGCAAGCACCUCACAGGUGCCCUUAAUUAUUUUUAGCACCGUUGUCACUCUAUGGCCAGUUGGGCACGCGUGUCUGACGGCGACCCUCUGUAACGUGGCGCCCUAGGCACUUGCCUAGCUUGCCUUAGGGUCUAGGGAUAACACGCUUCUAUCCCUGUAUCUAACCUACAGAAAUGCUGUGAUUUAUGAAUUACACGGAAAACAAUAAAUAACUAAUUUACAGUUAAGUACUA